AGUGUCACCAUAGUGACUACAGCCAUUGAGAAAUACUGUGAGAUCUGUGAUUGGUCACAGCUUGUCACAUGGUACAAGGCUGAUGUGAAUAGCCUUGUACCAUGUGACCUCUGUGAUCAUUCACAGAUUUCACAAGUAGUAAGCAAUGAUGUCAGGAAGCGACAUCUUGUUUACUACUAUUCAGAGGUCCCGUACAGUGAUUGGUGAUCGUGGUGCAGCUCGCUCCCAGGGAGCGCGCACAGGCAGUAAAUGCGGGUGAUGUUUAGAAACAUCACCCCGCUUCAGCAGCGCUCCCCUCCGGCCAUUUAUAAACAUGGGCCAGACGGGAAGUGGUUAA
This is a messenger RNA of Staurois parvus, 337 nucleotides long. NCBI's taxonomy places the organism in Eukaryota, Metazoa, Chordata, Amphibia, Anura, Ranidae. The record is from the annotation of a GenBank genome assembly.